AUGGAUCCGGCCCCGCCCUACGACCACCGCCGCGGCGGCGGCGGAGGGCACUACUACCCCGCGCAGCACCAGCACAGCAACGGCCACUUCGCGCCGGGAGGGGGCGGCGGGCCCGCGCGGUCCAGGCACGAGCAGUACGACCCGUACGAGGCCUUCCCGCCGCCACCGCCGCCGCCGCCGCCGCCGCCGCCGCACCGCCCCAGCUACGCGCCCCCUCCCCCGCCUCCUCCUCCCGAGGCCUACUCCACCCCGCAGCCGCCGCCCUACCACAGCUCGCCCGCUCAACACUACCACGGCCAACAGCGUCACCCCGACGACGAGAUCCGCCGCGCCGCUGGGCACCACCACCAGCACAAUCCCCAUCACCACCAGCAGCAUCAGCAACAGCCGCAGCACCACCAUCAACAGCAGCAGCAGCAGCAGCACCACCACCAUCAUCAGCAGCAGCAGCCUCCCCCGUGGGAGGACCCUGAGGACCGCAGGCGGAGAUACGCCCCUGCCCACAAGGAGCCAGAGGACGACAGGCGCAGAUACGCCCCUGCUCACCAGGAGCCAGAGGACGACAGGCGUAGAUACGCCCCUGCUCACCAGGAGCCCGGGGAAGACAGGCGCAGAUACGCCCCUGCUCACCAGGAGCCUGGGGAAGAUAGGCGCAGAUACGCCUCUGCUCACCAGGAGCCAGAGGACGAGAGGCGCAGAUACACGUCCCCCCACCAGCUCCGUCUCUCACCUCCGCCCAGCCCGCGCAAGAAGCAGCGGUGCGCCUUACAUGACCGGGUCGACCUCGAGAGCACCUCCAGCUCUGGCCCGCUGCCUUCCCGCCAUCAGAGGCAGCAGCCCAAUGCCAGCUACGCACCGGUCGACAGUUUUGUAGACAGGCCCCCUGUGCAUCCCGGCUACAGCCACGAGAGCUUCUCAACACACAGCGACAGCAAGGGCAGCAGGAAGAUUCAGAUGGCUUCGCAGACGUCAACGCUGUCUGGCUCGCCAUGCUCGCCACGUGCCACGAUUCUUGCGCAUCCGAGGCGCACCCCGCAGAAGGAGCCUGCCCCAAGGAGACUUUCUGUGUGGCAGCGGAUAGAGGAGGGCCCUGCUGCUGCUAUGCUACAGCCGCCACCGCCAAAGGCCUUGCAUAUUUCACCAUCCAAGUCAAGCAAUGCUGGCUCUGUUUCAAAGGGAUUGGCCAGCGUGAUCUCUGUAGACUGCAAGGUGAAGAGUGCUGGUAGUAAUGAGGGUGACAGCACUAAAGUAAUAGAGAAGGAUGCUGGAAAAAACAUUAGGAAGGUGUUGUCCUCUGUUCUUGUGAAGCCUUCACCGGAGUCCAAGGAAAAAGAAGUGGGUGUUGUGAAGCUUCCUGGGAAGCAUGAUAAUGUCCAGGAGAAUGUGGCAGAUUCCCCUAGUAAAAGUUUGGGCUUAGCUGGUCGUCCUGUGGCUGGUGCGAAGAAAGUGAAGAAGAUAGUUAUCAAGAAGAUUGUGAGGAGGAUUGUUGGCAAGGAUAAACAGAUUAGUAGCGAAAUUGUAUCUGAGAAGAGAGAUAAUAUUGAUGCUAUUGCAAAUGCUUCUGAGAAAGAAGAGGGUGAAAUCAUAACUUCAUCGCUGGAAAAGGAUACUGUAUCUGAACACAACUUGGUUAGCACUAGUGGUACAGCUGGAGCUAGUAAUGAUGUGAAUGUCCAGAAGGGUGAAAAUAGUAACUCAAUAAAUCCACGUAAAAGGAAAGCUACUUCAUCCAUCGAGUCCAAGAAAAUUCUUGAUCCAACAAGUUGUAGUGGGAGUAAGCAUCCUGGAAAGGAAAACAGUAGAAGCUCCAUGGUUCCAGGUGAUAAUAAUGCUGCUUCAGCCAUUAAAUCUAUGGAAGCGCUUGCUGCAAGACGAAGCGAGCAUCUUGGGAAAGCAAAUAGGAGCGGUGUUAGGAAUGCAACCUUGGUGUCUACGAAUGAUAAUUAUCAGAAGGAGGAGGGUGAAAUCAUGUCUCUUUCAGGUGAAAUGAGUGCUGCAAGUGCAAGUAAUCCUGUGAGAAUUUCUGAUAGGCGUGCAGUUUCCAGCAGGGAAGUGAGCAAAGCUCGUAAGGAUGCUAGUGAAAAAAACACUGUUUUCAUGAAUGGAGUUACUGUAAAUCAUGGUGCAUCAGAAAUUUGUGGAAAUGAGGAUGCUAGGAGUGAAGGUGAGGGUAUGAUUCUGACUGGUUUAGGUGAAAAGAGUAUUUCUUCUUUAGGUAAGACUAUGGGAACUACUAGAAUGGCCGAAGUUAGGGUGAGCCAGGAUGCAUGGGAGGAAGAAGGUAACAUGCUCGCCCAUCGGGGAACUCUUAACGCUAUGGAAGUUGGUGCCAAUGAGGAUAUCCUGAGUAAACAAGGUAGAAUGUGCAUGGAAUCAAGUGAAGGUAAUGUUUCUGUGGCACACCAUGUGAAGGUUUUUAAUACAAGGGAACUCGUUGUGAAUGAGGAUACCAGGGACAAAGAGAGCCAAGUCCCCUUAGAAUUAUGUCAAACUAACACUUCAAAAACAAUACACCACUUGGAAGCUCCUAAUACAUCAGAAACUAUUAAAAGUAAGUUUGUUGGCAAGGAAGUGGGCAAGAGCCUCAUGGGGUCAACUGAGAGACAUGUUGCCACCACCGCUAAUUCUGGGAGCACUCCAGAAUUUAAUUUAGCUGGUGGAACUGGCAACAGCCACAUGGAAGCUCUCCUCAAUGACGGAACUGCUUUCAAUGAAUUAGAUGCUCCCCUGGAAGUUGAAGGUAGAGAUUUCUUUAAUCUGUCAUCUUCCAGAAAUGUUGAAAGCAUGAAUGUGCUGCCAUUAGAUGAUGAUCUUAUGGAGUACUCAACCCAGGAUAUUGUUUUGAAUAAUGGUAUAGAAAGGGGCGGUACAGCUCAGGUAGCAGAACUGAUAAAUCUUCAUAGAGGUCAUCUGUCUCCCGAGAUUGAUUUUCCCUUGGCACAUUCCCGUGAAUCUUCAUCUGUAUCUGGUAACUGCGAGCAGUCUGUUCCUACAACUUUGACACUUGGCAGUAAUUUCUAUUUCAGUAACAUAGAAAGUGAGCGACAGCUUGAGGAAAACCAUCAGCUGCUGGAAGGCCAGAAAGGAUUUAAUGUUUCCACAGUGACAGAAUUUGAUAGUCUUGUAAAACAAAAAGGUGUGGCUGAUGAUGACUCAGUUGGUAUAGGUUCUCAAAAUUGGCUGACUUUACCUCCAGCGGUCAACAGCAUUGCUAUGUCUGAGCAGUUUGUGACUAACGAUGCUACUGUUAGGGAAGAUGGGAUAGGUUUGGGUCAGAGCGUGGACAAUGACACUUCUGUUAGUCAGGAUCAUGAUACUGCACAAGAUUUGGAGCGGUGUGGAAGUGUGGAUGCUUUCUCUAGUCAGGUUAACAGCAUUAGGCUAUCUGUAUUUGGUAGUGAUAUGCCUCAGUCAGACUCAUUGGCACCCAAAGAGAUCAGUGGCGAUGUUGAGAAACAUGGUGAGAUGGUUCUCUUGGGUUUGCACUCUAUUAGCUCAACAAAUGUUGUAGAUCAACAUGAUCAUCAAAUGGUGGAUAUUCCUGUGGGUAACCCAACUGAACCUGCUAUCCCAGCUGUAGAAUCUAUUGAUGUGAUGGAUGCAGAGCUACUUUCUCCUCAGGUAUCUGUUGAGCCGGAUAAUACCUAUGACAGUAAUAAAGGAAUCAGUGGCGAUGUUGAGAAACAUGGUGAGGUAGUUCUCUCUGGUUUGCACUCUAUUAGUUCAGUAAAUGCUGUAGAUCAACAUGAUCAUCAAAUGGUGGAUAUUCCUGUGGGUGGUAACCCAAUUGAACCUGCUAUCCCAGCUGUGGAAUCUACCGAUGUGAUGGAUACAGAGCUUUCUCCUCAGGUAUCUGUUGAGCCAGACAAUAAUACUUAUGAAAGUAACGCUGAAGGUCCUGUGGUUAACUCAAGCACAAAGAGAGAUUUGUUGUCUUCUUGGAUUGAAUCCAUUGUGUCAGAAGCUAAAAAGGAUCAUCAACCAUGCAAAUCUACUUUACCUUCUAUUGGUUUGCCAGUCUUAGCACCAAAGGAGGAUAGCAGGAGAGCAGGAUUGGACUCGGUUGGAAACCCUGUGGGAAAGUCUCCUCAGAUGAAUUGUACAAGCUCUAUGCCUCCCAAGGUAGCUCCUAAACAGGCAAAUUUGCCCAGUUCAUCCCGAGAGCCUCCUCGUAUAAGUUCAAAUGCAAGGCACAAGACGUGGCAUCGUGGUGACAUGGCAUCUUCUACAUCUUUGCCCAGUUCACAGCCUUCAGGAUUACCGCCUAAACAACCACCAAGGAGGAAUGACAAAACCCAAAACUCUUAUAUACGCAAGGGUAACGCCCUUAUUAGAAAUCCAGCAACAGGAAAACUUUCUCAUUCUUCUAGUCUGGAUACUCAGAGUAUGUUGAAUAAGCCUGUGAUGAGGAGAAGCAUGAACUUCGUCAGGAAAGUUGAUCCAAAUGAUUCUGCAGCUCGUUCUAAUUUUACAGUUGAAAGACCUAAGACUCCUCCUUUACCACUUCAUGCCAAAUCCAUCAAUUCAACAACAAACCUUCCGGAGCAGUUGUCUAAAACUUUGCCCAAGCAGCAUGUUCCAGAAACUGAAAAAGAAGGUUCGGCCAAGCAGUUAAACGCAGGUGUUGAUACCCCAAGCAUUAGAAGUGCACAAACACCUGAACCUUCAGAUGCUAGUAAAGUGGUUUAUGUUAGACCGAGAUCAAAUCAAUUGGUUGCUGCACAGAGGCCGUGCCCUGAUGACCUGACUAAAAGUUCUAUGGAUAAGGUUUUAUCACUGCAGCCACCCACAGCCUCUGAUUUAUAUUUCAAGAAGCGGAAAAAUCAGAUUAUUUUGAGUUCAUCUUCCUCUGAUGGUCAGAAUACGAAAGAGAUUAUACCUGCUGAGAGCUUAAAUUCAGGUGAGAAUAAAGGUGUACAAAUUGCAUCCUCGAAUAACAGUAUCAGUGGUUUAAAGGAGAGACCUCAUAAAGCUCUUCAGACAAAUAAUAUGGGUACUUCAUCCCACGUGUGGACACUCAGUGGGCAACAACCACAGAGGAAAGGAUCUGUGGGAACUAGUUAUGUGAAGACCUUCCCACGUAUUCUUCCAUGGAAAAGAAAAAUAUACUACAAGAAUUUUAGAAGCAGUCACAGUCAGAAUGUGAGCUCCUUACGAAUAGUCAGAAAACUAUUACAAACCAAGAAGAGAGAUAUGAUUUAUACGGUCUCAACUAAUGGGUUCUCUAUACGGAAAUCUGGCGUGUUAAGUGUUGGUGGAUCAAGUUUGAAAUGGUCACGAUCUCUUGAGAAGCGCUCUCAAAAGGUUAACGAGGAGGCUACAUUGGCAGUUGCUGACGUUGAAAAAAAGAGAGGAGAAAAACGGAAACGGCAGUAUCUCCAUCAUACUCGAAGAAAUGAUCAAUACUCUUUAUCUGUUGCUGACAAUCAGUUAAGAAACAACAAUCAAGCGUCUUCAGAUUUGAGGAGGUCGUCAUCUUGCAAUGGAUAUGUGCGUGUUAGCAAAGGUAACCAACUGGUUAGAAACCCCAAAAAAGUAAUUCGCAUGCUAGCAAAUGAGAAAGUUCGAUGGAGUUUGCACACUGUUCGAUCACGCCUGGCAAAGAAACAACAGUACUGUCAAUUCUUCACUCGGUUUGGCGAGUGCAAGAAGCCUGAGGGCGAGUGUCGCUAUAUUCAUGACCGUGCUAAAGUGACUAUCUGCACUAAAUUUCUUAAAGGCCUGUGUUCUGACACUAGCUGUAAACUCACACACAAGGUCCUCCCAGAAAGAAUGCAAGAUUGUUCUUAUUUUCUGAAAGGUCUCUGUACCAACACAGCUUGUCCCUAUAGGCAUGUUAAAGUGAACUCCAAUGCUCCUGCGUGUGAAGAUUUUCUGAAGGGAUACUGUGCAGAUGGUGAUGAGUGUCGUAAAAAGCAUAGCUACGCAUGCCCAGUCUUUGAGGCAACAGGAGAGUGCCCACAACAAUCUACGUGCAAACUUCAUCACCCCACCAAGAAGCCAAUCAAAUCUAAGAGAAGCAGACCAGACACCCCCCAAAACAGUAGCUGGGGACGGUAUUUUGACACCAGCAUUAGACAUGACAGCGAGACAAGCAAAGUUUCUUCAGGCCAAGAUGACAGACAGAAACAGCAACAUGAUGUUUUCUCAGGUGGGGACUUCACUGACUUCAUCACCCUUGACAUUGAUGGUGAAGAAGGUGUUGAUGAACCAGACAACAUACAGAGUGUUGGUGUGCCAGACAGCAUACAGAGUGUUGAUGUGCCAGACAGCAUACAGAGUGGUGAUGCGCCGGACAGCAUACAGCUGAUGGAACUGGACUCGGGGGAUCUCGGCGCGGAGGCUGAUGAUCUUGAUGCACUAAUCAAACCUCUUCGGAUCAUGAGAACGGCAAGAGUGUGACAGGCUAACAACUGCUGGAACUUGGUCUGGGGCAAAGUUCAACAUUCCAGCGUGCAGGGCUUCAUAAUCUUGAUGCACAAGCGAAGCCGCUUCGGGUCCUGAGGAUAGGAGUUUGAUGGCAGAUGGGACUGUGCUAAGGGGGUUUCAAGUUUUGGACAUGGACAUGCAGGUUGGUAAUCAAGCUGUGACUCGGAUCGGCGAGACGAGCAAGGGUUUGACAAGUUUUUCGGUUAUCUCGGAUACCCGCUGUUGAUAUAGUUCUUUGCUGCGCCUCACCAAGCUGCGGCGCUGACUGGGUUUUCUCUUCGACAUACCCAUAUAUAGAUAGGGAAAACAUUCCUUGUCAUUUCUUUUGUUCUUUCCUUUUUAACAUCUCAUUUUCAUUCAUACAUAGGUUCCAUUGUUUCAAACAUAGUGGGAGCAACUGGCUGUAUUACCUGUGUGUUGGAUGUAAAAACACAUAUCAUAUCUGUGAAAGAAGAAAUGCAACUUUAUUUGCAGCU
Messenger RNA from Hordeum vulgare subsp. vulgare (domesticated barley), 6905 nucleotides. RefSeq lists its product as uncharacterized. NCBI's taxonomy places the organism in Eukaryota, Viridiplantae, Streptophyta, Magnoliopsida, Poales, Poaceae. Bases 1 to 6402 code for a protein of 2133 amino acids. The record is from RefSeq and is a predicted model, not a curated record. Gene Ontology annotation, cellular component: nucleus. The transcript is spliced from 10 exons. Gene Ontology annotation, molecular function: metal ion binding.